Molecule: messenger RNA, 2581 nt
Organism: Hemicordylus capensis (graceful crag lizard)
Lineage: Eukaryota; Metazoa; Chordata; Lepidosauria; Squamata; Cordylidae
Gene: MCMBP
Product: minichromosome maintenance complex binding protein
Exons: 16
Coding region: 645-2339 (564 amino acids)
Biological process (GO): DNA-templated DNA replication
Molecular function (GO): chromatin binding
Source: RefSeq, a predicted model, not a curated record
GAGUGGAAGUGUGUCGGGCCGGGAAGAGACGCGAGCGAGGAAGGGCGCCUGUGGCUGGGUGGGGACAACCAGGAAGCUGGCGGCGGCGGCUGCUCCUAUGUCUCUUAAAGUGGUGGAGAGAAACGGGCCUAGCUGGGCCAAGUUGAACAGCUGCCCGUCCAGGCGGCGAUGUGGAGUUCUGGCCUUGGCCAAAGAGACUUUGCAAGCGGAGUAAACGCCGCUCGCUCUGGGGUGGCAUCAGUGGAACCCUCCAGUUCGCCGUGAAGCGCGUGGCUCGGCUGCAGAACCCCUCUUGACAUUCCAGAGCUCAACUCGGAAAGUGGUGGAGUCGCAGAGGGAAGGGAAGGUCUCUGAGCGUGUGCAGAGUGCUUCCCCCCACCCUGUCUGGGAUUAUGGCAGGAUCGGCCUUCCAGUUCUAACUGACUUCCAGACAAGCUGUAGCUCUAGCUUCCCACUGUUUAGAUGUCAAUCGCUGUGGUUUUCUUUCCACAGCUCAAAAUGGUCCAAAUCCUGAAUGGGAGGGAAAAGUAACAGAAUACUUCAAAGAGAAACUUAAAGAAAACAAUGCAACUAAUUGGGUACCUUCAUUGAAUGAUGUUCCUCUACAUUAUUUGAAACCAAAUAGUUUAGUCAAAUUCCGUUGUAUGGUUCAAGAUAUGUUUGAUCCUGAAUUCUUUAUGAAUGUCUAUGAAACAAUUGACACACAUACUAAAUCACGUGUUUUGCAUUUUGGAAAAUACAGAGAUGUUGCAGAAUGUGGGUCUCACCAGGAAAUAGACUUAAACCCUAAACAAACAGUCACUGCAGAGAGACAGACAUUUUACUGUGUUCCAGUGCCUGGAGAAUCAGCAUGGGUAAAAGAAGCCUAUACCAGUGCAAGCCAGGCUCGAGUUUGUCCUUCAACAUCCUACACACCAAGUCGCCACAAGAGGAGUUAUGAGGACGAUGAAGAUAUGGAGUUGCAUCCAUCUAAACAGAGAGAGCACCUAGGGAGUGUAACUGAUAUCCACGGGAGUGGAGAGCCAAAGCGAUUAGAAACGGAAGCUUCUGCAAGACAUCAAAUGAUCUCCAUAAAUUGCUCACCUCCACUAGAUUUAAACUUUCCACUCCCAGGAGAAAAGGGCCCUGCAUGUCUUGUGAAGGUAUAUGAAAAUGGGGAUAGCUUCAAGGUGAAUGAUAUUCUUGAGGUGUAUGGAAUUUUGUCAGUCGAUCCAGUCCUGAACAUGAUAAACAGUGAAGAAAGGGAGAAUUCAUUUCCAGUGGAGUCUAUGGAUUGUAUGGACACAGUGGAAGAACAAAGAGUUCAUAGUCCUCCAGCCUCAUUAGUUCCUAGAAUCCAUGUGAUUUUAGCACAGAAACUUCAACACACAAAUCCUUUAUUGCCUGCCUGCCUUAAUGAUGAGGAAAGCAAGAGCUUUGUUUCUAGUUUUAUGUCAGAGCUGUCAUCUGUCAGAGCAGAACUUCUUGGCUUCCUCACUCAUGCCUUUUUGGGAGACAGUCUGGCUGCUGAGUACCUUAUACUGCAUCUCAUCUCCACAGUCUAUGCACGAAGAGAUGUUCUUCCUCUGGGAAAAUUCACAAUCAACUUAAGCGGCUGUCCAAGAAAUAGUGUCUUCACAGAACACACAUACCGCAUUAUUCAGCAGCUUGUUCCUGCAUCUUACCGCCUGAAAAUGACCAUAGAAAACAUGAACUGCUUACAACUUAACCCUCACAAAGACUAUACAGCUAACCGCUUGGUCAGUGGAGUACUACAGCUGGCAAGCAACACAUCUCUUGUCAUAGAUGAGACUCUGCUUGACCAAGGACAGCUUGACACAAGAGGUGUAUGCAAUGUGACAGCGCUGGGCCACUUGAUCACUUGGCAGAAGGUGGAUUAUGACUUCAGUUACCACCAGAUGGAAUUCCCAUGCAACAUUAAUGUCCUUAUUACUUCAGAGGGCAGAUCCCUCCUACCGUCGGACUGUCAAGUUCACCUGCAGCCACAGCUCAUUCCCCCAAAUAUGGAGGAGUACAUGAACAGCCUUCUCGCAGCAGUGCUGCCUUCCAUCCUGAACAAGUUCCGCAUUUAUCUAAGCUUGUUGAGACUGCUGGAUUACAGCAUAUCUGAUGAAGUGACCAAGGCUGUAGAAGAUGAUUUUGUGGAAAUGCGUAAAAACGACCCUGAGAGUAUCACUGCUGAUGACCUUCACAGAACUCUACUCGUAGCAAGAUUCCUUUCUCUCAGUGCUGGACAAACAACACUAUCAAGAGAGAGGUGGCUAAGAGCAAAGCAGUUGGAAGCACUACGGAAAACCAGACUACAGCAGCAGAAGUCUGUUAAUGGAAAUGAACUCUGAAAUUGCAGCAACAGUUACUUAUGACUGCAAAUUUUGCCUAAUCAAUGUGGCGCUAGUACUAAGGGAGCUGUUUAUAUUGGGUUUUGUAGAUAAUUUGUACCAGAAAGUUAUGGCUGUUCUUUUGAACUUGAAUACAAUGUGUUCAGUUAACUCAUACUGAUAUAAUUUUGGAGCUUGUUUUGUAACUGAACUAGUAACUAUGGAAAACAUUGUUUGAUAUUAAAGGUUUACUAUAAAACUUU